UAUGGUUGAAAGUUGACAACAGCGAAUUGAAAUGUGUUGAAAGUGACCCUUGAAAUAUUGGGGAUCUGCAUUGUGUCAUUGUAGCGUUGGUAGCAUCUUGACGUUUUAAACCCACGGGUAUCGUGAAAAUCCCAACCCUUUCAGAAAGAACAGAUCUCUCAAGUUUUGUCUUUCAUUCCAAUCAUGCGAGUACCAGCGCAUUUCAUAGCAUCCUUUACUCCCUACCCAUCCAGCUCCUCUCACAAAAAAGCCCUCCCACCCCCCAAAACACAAUGUCCCGACAAGUACGUAACCCAUCGACUCCCCACCGAGCUUUUACAAAGCAUCAUGACCCGCCUCGAUACACCCUCGUUAGCCUCCUCAGCUCAAGUCUGUAAAACAUGGAACACCCUCUUAAGAGAUAACAUUCUCUGGAAACGUCUCUGUAAUCAAAAGGAUUGGCAUCCAAUCUCGAAAACAAGGACAGAAAUGAUUAAAGAGGUUUCAUUGACACCUUGGAAACAUGUAUAUAAACAUAAUUUUUUGACGUGGGUGAAUUGGAUGAGGGGAGAUUGUCAGGUGAGGAGUGUUUUGGAUGUUGAGGGGAAUGGUAGGUUUGUUGUUUUGGUGUGUUGGGAUAUAAUGGGAAUCGUUACUUUUCCAUUGGCUUUCGUAGUCUUUUUGACGUUUUACGUAUUUCAGUUCAUUCAUGUGUUUUUUUUCUUGGUUUUGCUGUGUAGGGAGGAAUCUACCUAUGCAAUUUGAUGAUUCGUGGGUUGUCUCGGUCGUCUUGGGCGAGGACGGCAAAGUGUGGGAUAUGGAAACAGGCGAAUGCCAUUUCCGCCUCGUAGGGCACCAAGGAACCAUCUCAGCAGUAAAGUUUGAUCGGAAAUACGUCGUAACGGGCGGGAUUGACACGACACUGAAAAUCUGGGACACAUCGUCUGGAGAAUGCCUACGGACCCUCGUAGGACACCAAGGCGAGAUCGUUUCGGUACAAUACGAUGAUGAUGUUGUUGUAUCUGGAUCUGAGGACUGUGAUAUUCGGGUCUGGCGAAUGGGCACUGGAGCGUGUUUAUCGGUUCUUAGUGGACAUACUGGGGCAGUCUGUUGUCUCCAAUUUGAAAAAGAAGUGAUUGUAUCUGGGUCGGCAGAUCAUACCAUCAAAAUCUGGUCGUUAUUGACACCCACAACCCCCCGCACCCUAACCGGACACACAGGAUACGUCUAUUGCCUCCAAUUCAAUCACACACGAAUUUGUUCUGGCUCUGAAGACGCUUCUAUCAAAGUAUGGGAUAUGGCCUCUGGGGAGUGUCUUCAAACGCUUUUAGGACAUGAAAUGGGGGUGGUUUGUUUGCAAUUUGAUGAACGAAAGAUUGUAAGUGGGAGUUCGGAUAAGAGUGUCAAGGUGUGGGAUAUGAAGACGGGGUCAUGUCUCUACACUCUUAAACAACAUACUGAAACGGUCUGGAAUCUAAAAUUCACAUCGACGAAACUCAUCACGAGUUCAUUUGAUCGGUCGCUGCUAGUGUGGGAUUUUGCUGUCAUUGAUGAUGACGAUGAUAAAGAGGAGAACGAAGAAGAAAAAGAAUAAGACGCAUAGAACCGGAACCGUAUAAUUAGAACAUUUAAUCAAACACAAUAAUCAAGAAUGGAUGUAUUUUGAGCGAGAAAAUGAAAUAAUCACAUAAAAUUCAAAAAGAUAAAUGC
Messenger RNA from Spizellomyces punctatus DAOM BR117, 1689 nucleotides. RefSeq lists its product as uncharacterized. Gene Ontology annotation, molecular function: protein binding. Lineage: Eukaryota; Fungi; Chytridiomycota; Chytridiomycetes; Spizellomycetales; Spizellomycetaceae. The coding region runs from base 689 to 1573 and encodes 294 amino acids. The record is from RefSeq and is a predicted model, not a curated record. The transcript is spliced from 7 exons.